GCCGCCAGUGCCCGGAUGGAAGCCGGCGCGCAGCGGAGCGGGCUCGGGGAAGCUCUCUCGGUUCUGCUGCCUCCUCUCCGGGACUUUUUCCCCCGCAGUGCCCCGGGGGUUCAGAGUGCAAGCUGAGCCGCUCGCUCUCAACUCCUUUUGCAUAAAUGAGGUCUUUGGAGGACAACAAGUUUCAACCUAAAACACUCCGAAAAGAUGCCGCCUACAGCAGGUGGUUUAAGGAACAGUUGGUUUCUGAAACUUCUCCCUUGUCUGUUAUCAAGUCACCUGAAUUCGUGUUAUGGGUUUCAGCAGGAAAUUUGAAAUACUGCCUCGUGGUUCUUAAUCAGCCUUUGGGCACACGCUUUCGUCAUCUUUGGGAAAAAGCUCUCUUCAGAGCCUGUGCUGAUGGUGGCGCCAACCAUUUAUAUGACCUCACCGAAGGAGACAGAGAAAGAUUUUUGCCCGAGUUCAUCAGUGGGGACUUUGACUCCAUUAGGCCUGAGGUCAGAGAGUACUACACUGAGAAGGUAAAGCCCACCCGCUUUUGUACUGAAGUUCUUGUUCACGCCAUUGCUCUGUCUGACUGUCUAGGAUGGGAGGGCUGUGAUCUUAUUUCAACUGCUGACCAAGACCACACUGAUUUUACCAAGUGUCUUAAAGUGCUCCAAAGGAAGAUAGAAGAAAAAGAGCUGCAGGUUGACGUGAUCGUGACCCUGGGAGGACUCGGUGGGCGUUUUGACCAGAUCAUGGCAUCCGUGAAUACUCUUUUCCAAGCCACUCACAUCACUCCUGUGCCAAUUAUAAUAAUCCAAGAGGAAUCUCUCAUCUAUCUCCUCCAACCCGGAAAGCACAGGCUACGUGUAGACACUGGAAUGGAAGGCAGCUGGUGUGGCCUUAUUCCUGUUGGACAGCAUUGCAGCCAGGUGACAACAACGGGCCUGAAGUGGAACCUCACAAAUGAUGUGCUUGCCUUUGGAACACUGGUCAGUACUUCUAACACCUACGAUGGGUCUGGGGUCGUGACUGUGGAAACUGACCGCCCGCUUCUCUGGACCAUGGCCAUCAAAAGCUAACAUAGAGUGUGGCAUCCACCACGUUCCUCUGCCUUCCCUCAUCUGCCCAGCAGUCCAUUGCUCACGAGGAACAGUCACCUUGGUGUGCAGAAAUUUAAACUUCUCCGUAGGAAGCCAUGGGCUUUCAAGAUGUUGGGGGUCAGGGUACAGCUGAGCAGAGGAGCGCUUGCUGCACAAGUGGAAGGUCUUGGGGUUCAACCCUCAAUACCACAAAGUAGAAAUACUGGUGUUUAAACAAUUCUGGGUCAUGCUAAAAAUGAUAUCAAUUUUAUAUUGAGGGAAAAUUAUGUUCUAUCGAAGUAAAUAAGCUUUAUUAUACUCAACUGAAAAAGCCAAUGUAGAUCACUACAUUAUAUAAUUCAGUUCUGAUCAUUUUAAUUUAAUUAAUCAGUCCAUUUACCUUUUUUAGUUAGUUUUCUUUAAUUUCAAAGCACCAAAAACUUUUUUCAGUGUUGCCUUAGAGUCUAGCACUUCCUUAAAUACCUGACAACACGGGCUGCCUACCUCUGAGUAUCUCCUGAUAUGGAAUUCCUCUCUAUAAUGUGUGUGAUCUUCCAGAGUGCUGUGAUAGAACGGCACCCUUUCCCUUUGACAUGACAUUUUAAAAGAAUCAUUGACUUAGUUGUUACAUUUGAAAGGAAGCAGUUACAUGGGCCACAGGUGGAUGAGAAGUGGUAAUCCAUGGCUCCCCAUACAUUAACCCCUCAAAACUUGAAACUAAACACUCUGAGCUUUAGAAAUGUGAAAAUCAUGACAAAUCCAAAAGGUUUGCGCAGAGGAACCUUAAUCCUAAAAAUUCAGCCACUUCUAACAUACCUCACACUAGAAAACGAAGUGUUAAUCCGUGGACCACACAUUUCCUGCUGUCUCCAGAAAACAAGUGUGCCUGUGGAGCUAGGUGAGCACCGCCUGCUGAGAAAUCGACGUCGGAGGCCUGUCCCUUCAUCCCAGGCCACCAUGUGCCUGGUUCGCCAGCCCCUUCUAGCUGUAGAGUGGAAGGGGUUGUGAUCAUUGAGUGUGGAAAGAACCACGGAUGCAAACCGUAAAUGCCACCAUGCUGCAGUUGUAGAGCAGGUAACACUAUCUUAGUGUAAGCUUGCUGGUGCAUUAAGAUUUACCAACCUUUCUUUCAGGAGUUCCCCACUCAUCUGUCCACCCUCCCCUAUCCCAUUUGUCAAACUACAUCUUGCCAAACAACCCGUGGCUUAACCCAUGUCGGCGUUUAUCCAUGACUAUGUCACUGUCUUCUUGGUGCUACAAUAGCAUAAGGCUUAAAACAUAAAUGAGAAAGAAAAGGGAUCAGGUGAACCAACAGCAAGUUCUGAACACAAAUUGUUAGAAUUAUUGUUAUCAUUUAUGCAAACGUAUGACACUGAAAUCUGGAUAUCAAAUAAAAACGGUUAUCAGUG
This is a messenger RNA of Mesocricetus auratus (golden hamster), 2473 nucleotides long. RefSeq names its product thiamin pyrophosphokinase 1 (gene Tpk1). Gene Ontology annotation, molecular function: ATP binding; thiamine binding; thiamine diphosphokinase activity. Gene Ontology annotation, biological process: thiamine diphosphate biosynthetic process; thiamine metabolic process. The coding region runs from base 156 to 1064 and encodes 302 amino acids. NCBI's taxonomy places the organism in Eukaryota, Metazoa, Chordata, Mammalia, Rodentia, Cricetidae. The record is from RefSeq and is a predicted model, not a curated record. The transcript has 10 exons.